UGGCUUUGGCAGCCCCACCCACAGGGGCUGCUAUAUAUCUACAAACCCAAAUAGGGGCACCCACAAUCCCUGAACUCCAGGACACCCAGCUGGAACUAUUCUUACAGGAGCCACAGCACAGAGACUGGGAAACAUGACUCCAAAGCUGCUGGGCUCACGACUUUGGCUCCUGCUGCUGCUAGGGUUCAUGGGAAUGAUUAUCUCUUUUCAGGCCCCACCAGGGAAUUUAACCUGGGCUCAGUGGUUUGAAAUCCAGCACAUAAAUAUGGCCCACCCCCGAUGUGAUGAUGCAAUGCGGGUAGUUAACAGUUAUAGAAGGCGAUGCAAAGGCAAAAAUACGUUUCUACAUACAACUUUUGAUAGUGUUGCUCAAGUUUGUGAAACCCCAAACAUAACCUGCCUUACAAGCCCCAGUACAAACUGUCAUAACAGUUCAGUUCAGGUGCCUUUAGUUGACUGUGUCAUCACUGGAAAAUCACAGAAUUAUACAAACUGCAGAUAUCAAAAUGUACCAGCAACAAAGUGCUACAUCGUUGCUUGUGCCAACAGAUCUGUAUGGGACAAUACCACCUAUCCAAUGGUUCCAGUUCACUUAGAUGGGACAUGUUAGCUUCUGGAUCAGCACUUUGUGACAUGGCUCAUCUGCCAGCUCCCAAGCCCUCUGUCCACCCUGGAUAUCAGCAUCUGUCCUCAAGGAAACAGUGUCCAACCCCCUUCAAGCUUAGCUAAACUGAAGCACCCUGUAAGCCAUGCAAUAAACCUCUUUGAAGAGAAA
This is a messenger RNA of Sciurus carolinensis (gray squirrel), 775 nucleotides long. RefSeq names its product non-secretory ribonuclease-like. Gene Ontology annotation, molecular function: nucleic acid binding; RNA nuclease activity. NCBI's taxonomy places the organism in Eukaryota, Metazoa, Chordata, Mammalia, Rodentia, Sciuridae. The coding region runs from base 134 to 610 and encodes 158 amino acids. Gene Ontology annotation, biological process: innate immune response in mucosa; chemotaxis. The record is from RefSeq and is a predicted model, not a curated record. The transcript is spliced from 2 exons.